This is a messenger RNA of Procambarus clarkii (red swamp crayfish), 795 nucleotides long. Its product is annotated as cylicin-2-like. Lineage: Eukaryota; Metazoa; Arthropoda; Malacostraca; Decapoda; Cambaridae. The record is from RefSeq and is a predicted model, not a curated record.
AUGAAGCAGAGAGAUGAGAGUAUUAAGCGAGGAAUUGAAAAAAGUGAGAGUAUAAGCGAGAAAAGUGAGAGUAUAAGCGAGAAAAGUGAGAGUAUAAGCAAGAAAAGUGAGAGUAUAAGCAAGAAAAGUGAGAGUAUAAGCAAGAAAAGUGAGAGUAUAAGCGAGAAAAGUGAGAGUAUAAGCAAGAAAAGUGAGAGUAUAAGCAAGAAAAGUGAGAGUAUAAGCAAGAAAAGUGAGAGUAUAAGCAAGAAAAGUGAGAAUAUAAGCAAGAAAAGUGAGAGUAUAAGCAAGAAAAGUGAGAGUAUAGACGAGAAAAGUGAGAAUAUAAGCGAGAAAAGAGAAUAUAAGGAUGCCGGAAAGGGUUCAGGAGAAUAUAAGGAUUCUAGGAAGGAUUCGGGAGGAUAUGAGGCUGCUGGGAAUGGUUCAGGAGGAUAUAAGGAUGUUGGGAAGUGUUCAGGAGGAUAUAAGGAUGCUGGGGAGGGUUCAGGAGGAAAUAAGGAUUCUAGGAAGGAUUCAGGAGGAUAUGAAGAUGCUGGGAAGGGUUUAGGAGGACAUAGGGAUGUUGGGAAGUGUUCAGGAGGAUAUAAGGAUGCUGGGAAGGGUUCAGGAGGGUAUAAGGAUACUAGGAAGGGUCCAGGUGGAUGUGAGGAUGCUGGGAAGGGUUCACGAAGAUAUAAGGAUACUAGGAAGGGUCCAGGAGGAUAUAAGGAUGCUGGGAAGGGUUCAGGAGGGUAUAAGGAUACUAGGAAGGGUCUAGGAGGAUAUAAGGAUGACAGGAGUCCGCGACAGAGCUAA